AUGUCUGUCGAUGUAAACAAUUUCAAAUCUUCUCAAGGACAGUGGAAGGAAACUCUCAAAGAACAGAAAUCAAAAUGUUGCCCUCUCUGUCUGUCCCUGAAGUUUCUUUUUUUUGCCACACAUCAGUUUUUCCUUCAUUUUCCUAUUUCUUUAUAUACUCUCUUCAUUUUUCUUUCCCUAAAUUUUUCUUUCUAUUUUAGCUUCUCAUCAGUUUUCCUUUAUUUAUUUAUUCUCCUUUUUCUUUCUUUUCUCUCAUCUUUCUUUCCCAAAAGUUUAGUUGUCUUUCUUUUUUUAGCCUCUCAUCAGCUUUUGUGUCUUUUCUUUUCUUCAUUUUCUUUUUUUCUUACAUCCUCUCAUCAGUUUUUCCUUCAUUUUCCUUUCUUUUCUUUCAUUUUUUUUCUAAAGAUGUUGUUCGUUUUUAGCCUCUCAGCAGUUUUUCCUUCAUUUUCCUUUCUUUUCUUUCAUUUUUUUUCUAAAGCUUUCCUUUAUUUCUUUCUUCAUUUUCCUUUUUCUUUCUUUUCUCUCAUCAUGUUUCUUUCCCUAAAGUUUUCUUUUUUUAGCCUCUCAUCGAUUUUUACCUUCAUUUUCCUUUUACUUUCUCUCAUUAUGUUUCUUUCCCUUGAUUUUUUUUCCUUUUUUAGUUUCAUCUGCUUUUCUUUUGUCUUCACUUUCUUCAUUUUCCCUUUUGAUUAUCUUUCCUUUCCUUUCCUUUUCUCUCAUCAUUUUUUUCCUUAA
Molecule: messenger RNA, 735 nt
Organism: Acanthosepion pharaonis
Lineage: Eukaryota; Metazoa; Mollusca; Cephalopoda; Sepiida; Sepiidae
Source: the annotation of a GenBank genome assembly